AUGGCUAUGACCUCUCCAUUCUCUUCAUUGGAACAUGCAAUUACGGUUGCCAGAGACAUAUGGUACCGUAAGUUGAAUGUUAGAUCUUGGUUGGAGGCUAUAUCAGGACGAUUUUGUUCUAAUGAAUACUUGGAAACAGCGAACGAAGCUACUGUGCAGAUCUGUUCAUUAGCUGAACUUCAUGAAUGGGGAUUAAAGUACGAGGAGAAAUUUGGCUAUGUUUUUGUGACAUUUGUAGCUGGUAGGACAUUUGAAGACAUACUUGCUGAAUUAAAGAUUGCUUCAACAGAGGAAUUGAAGUAUAUAGAACGUGCUAUUAGAGAGCUUCUUUCUAAGAAAUCUGUCCAAACUACCGAUGAAAGAGAUGAUAAUAUGUCAACUGAAUAUUCAAGCGAAAUAGUUGCUGACACUCUAGAUGGAGCAGACACUAAUUCAGAAGACGAUUUAGAUGCUAUCUUCUCCGGUGGAUAUGACAUCUCCAGGGAUGUUGAGCUCAAUAAGGUUCCAGAAGACAAUGAAACUUUAAACACCCAACAUAGAGAAGAUGUCGUACGUGUUGCAAAAAGGGGUUUCGAUCUGAACAAAUUGCCAUGGUUUGGAGAUGACUUAUCAGAUCCAUUAUCACGUCACUGCAGCGGAUUUCUGACAGAGUAUUUCUGGCCAGGUCAAUACGAUGUUGAUGAGAAAUUUUGA
Messenger RNA from Arachis ipaensis, 693 nucleotides. Lineage: Eukaryota; Viridiplantae; Streptophyta; Magnoliopsida; Fabales; Fabaceae. The record is from RefSeq and is a predicted model, not a curated record.